AUUAUGGAUUAAUAAAAAGCACCAAUAAUAUCUUUAGAAGCUAAAGUAUCAGCAAUUGAAUGUCCAGCAUUCAAUCUGCUAGAUGAGAAAAGCAAGCAUUAUGCUUAUUAUUUUACAAGAGCAUGCUGGGCAGGUGCAAAAAUUUGUUACUUUUAAAGAUCAUAUGAAGCCCCAGGAUUGUUUUAUUUGUUGUAAAAAAUAUUUUAAAAAGAAUCAGUAAGAAUAAAUUAAUAUUAUUAGACUUCAGAAAUAAAGGAUAAGCUAUUGUAAAAUGAAUUUACUGAAAACCAAGUUCAAUAAUUAUUUAUUUAUUUUUCUGCUUUUUUCUAAAAUUGCGGAAAUUAUUUAAGUUUUGGUGAUUCGAAGUUUGUACCUGAAUUACCAGUUGAAAAAUUCCGUCAAUUUUUGUAAUUAACAAAGGCUUAUUCAGAAUAACAGGAAGAAUUUACAAAAAUAUGGAAUUUGAUAGAAAAAUACAUUUAUACAUAUGAAAAACCAUAUGGACUGUUAGAUUUAGUCGAAAAGGGUGGAUCUAAUUCAUAUUACUCUCCAAAUUUAAGUAAGGAGUAGAUAGAAGAAUUGGAUUAAUUUUUACAUAAACAAAAUCUAAGUGAAUUGAAUACAAGAGUAAUUUUAAAUGGAGAUAGGAUUGAAUUAUUAGUAGCUUCAUCAGAGAGAUCAGAUACAGUUAUUUUGGGUGAAGUUUAAGGAAAGAAAGUCUAGGCUAUUUAUGGUGAUUUUAAAUCAUUUUUGAAUGGUGUAGCUAUUAAUUUGAGAGAAGCAUAAAAAUAUGCUGCUAAUGAGACAUAAGUGAAAAUGUUAGAAGAAUACAUAAAACAUUUUUAGAGUGGAGAUAUUGAAUAACAUAAAGAAAGUUAGAAAUUAUGGAUUUAAGAUAAAGGACCAAUAAUAGAAAUAAAUAUUGGAUUUAUUGAAACAUAUUUAGAUCCAAUGAAAGUGAGAGCAGAAUAUGAAGGAUUUGUAUCUAUUGUAAAUUAGGAAGAAUCUAAAUUGUUAGGUAAUUUAGUAGAGAAGGCAGAAGAUAUAAUUAAAGAUUUACCUUGGCCUAAAGAAUUUGAAAUAGAGAAAUUUAGUAGACCUGAUUUUACAUCUUUAGAAAUAUUAGCAUUUGCAUGUUCUGGAACACCAGUUGGAAUAAAUAUUCCAAAUUAUGAUGAUAUAAGAUAAAAUUUAGGAUUUAAGAAUGUAAAUUUAGGAAAUGUAUAUGGUAAACCAAACAGAGAUUCAGUUAGAUUUUUAUAAGGAACAGAUAUUGAUUUGUUUAUUAAUUAUUAUAAGGAAUCUUUAUUUGUUGUAGUUGCUUUACAUGAAUUAAUAGGACAUGGUAGUGGUAAAAUAUUUAUGGAAGAUAAAGAUGGAAAAUUGAAUUUUGAUAAUGUUAUCAAUCCAUUUACUAAUGAAAAAGUAACAACAUUUUAUAAACCAAAUGAACAUUGGCAUGCUAAAUUUGGAGAACUAUCAGGUGCUUAUGAAGAAUGUAGAGCUGAUAGUGUAGCAUUAUAUCUUAGUACUUACGAUGAUGUUGUUUAAAUUUUGGUCCCUGGAAAAACAAAAGAAGAAAGAGAUGAAAUUGUUAAAGCUGCUUGGCUUGAUAUUAUUAUGGGAGCAUUAAAAGGACUUCAAUAUUAUUCAGCUGAAUAAUCUAAAUGGGGAUAACCUCAUAUUUUAGCUUCUUAUGUUAUACUAUAAUCAAUUAUAUAAAAAGAUCCAACUUUUGUUUAAUUUAUUCAUUCAGAACUUAAUAAUAAACCUUAUUUCACUGUUUAAGUUGAUUAUAACAAAAUUUGGACUAUUGGCAAAGAAGCUAUUGCUGAUCUACUAAAAGGUUUAUAAGUUUUUAAAUCAAUUGCUGAUGGUGAAAAUGGAAUGAAAUUCUUUAAUAAAUUUACUUAAGUCGAUUAAUAAUUCUUAUAACUAAGAGAUAUUGUUUUGUAAAUAGUUUUAUUUAUUUAUUACAAGAGCUCAUAAAUAACCAAGAAAAAUUGAAUUACAACCAGAUGUCAAAUUGAAUAAUGGUUCAGUUGAAUUAGUUGUCUUUCCAGAAUCCCAUGAAGGUGUUAUACAAUCUCAUAGUAUUUAUAUUUAUUUCAUUAUUAGUAUUUCAUUAUUAAAAUGAUGUUGAAGAUGUUAAACACGAGUUUCUAGAUAGAUAAUAAUAUUUUAAGAAUUGAAGUUUCAUAAUAUUUAUU
Molecule: messenger RNA, 2210 nt
Organism: Paramecium sonneborni
Lineage: Eukaryota; Ciliophora; Oligohymenophorea; Peniculida; Parameciidae
Source: the annotation of a GenBank genome assembly